AUGUCUGUCCAGCAGCAGUCGCCGACCAUGGCGGCAUACCCUGACCAUGACCUGUCGCAGUUUCCUGCGUCUCUCAAGGACAAGCGCAUCCUGCUCUGCACCGAGUCGUUCGGUCCCGUUAACGGUGUGAGUCGGACGACGCUGAUGCUGGUCAACCAUCUUCGCGCAAAUGGCGCCCAGGUCGCCGUCGUCGCUCCUCACAACCACACAAAGCACAACACCUUCACGCCGCCGCCGUCGCCUUCGCUGUCUCCUGCCGACAAGCCUCAGCCCGAGGUUCGCGUUACGGGCUAUCCUCUCCCCUUCAACCCAGAGCUCUCCAUCGUCUACCCGGUACGCAACUCAUCUCUCUACUCGCGCACCUUCGGUCUGGAUGCGCCACCCGACAUCAUCUACCUGGCCUCACCCGCCAGUCUGGGCUUCCAGGUUAUGCUGCAGCUCCGCCAGCAACCUGCCGACAAGCAGAUUCCCAUCAUUUGCAACUUCCAGACCGAUCUCGCCGGCUACUGUUCCAUCCUGUUCCCCGCGCCGUUGAGCCAUAUCGCAGUCUACACCUUCGCUGCUGUCCAGAGCUACCUUUUCAGGCACUCUUCCAUCAAGACCAUCUUCUACCCAUCCAAGUUCGUACAGCGCUACUUGGCAAGCCAGAAUGUCCAGGAGGAGAAGAUGGAGUUGUUGACCCGCGGGGUCAACACCGAGAUGUUCAACCCCGGUCGAAGAAGCGAGCAGUUGAGGAGGGAAAUUGCCCCCAACGGCGAAAUCAUCUUCGUCACCGUCUCCCGCAUCGCUGGUGAGAAGGGCUUUGACUUCCUCGCCAAGACAGCCAAGGAGCUCGACACUCGCGGCGUUCCCUACAAGUUCCUCAUCGUGGGUGGUAACCGAAACCCAGACAUGGAGAAGGAGGUCCAGGACCUUUUUGAACCGCUCAAGGAGCAAGGCAAGGUCAUCUUCACAGGAUUCAAGGUUGGUGAGGAGCUCGCCACCUACUACGCCAGCGGCGACGUUUUCCUGCACUGCUCCAUCACCGAGACAUUCGGCUUGGUCGUCCUGGAGUCCAUGUCCAGCGGCGUCCCUGUCGUCGCACGCGAUGAGGGCGGUCCUUCCGACAUCGUCAACCACGGCGAGACCGGAUACCUGGUCCCGCCUCAGGACCUCGAUGGCUUCGUCGCCAAGGCCCUCAAGCUUGCCACUGACCACCAGCUCCGAGCGCGCAUGGCCAUCUCUGCUCGCGCCGCCGCCUGCGAAGCCACAUGGGACAAGAUCAACAACAAGGUCGCCUGGCGCAUGGCCGACACUAUCGCUGAGCGGGAAAGGGAGCUGGGCAAGCUCCAGGAGCAGCCCGCCACCUCGAGCAACACCCUUGCUGCAUCUGCGCAGAGCCUGGUCCCUGUCUAUGGCUGGAUGAUGAUGAAUGACGCUUUUCGCGAAGAGAUCACCCGGCGAGUUGUGGAUGCGCGUCUGAUGGGCGGUCUUGGCGUCAUCCUCAGCUUCUGGGCCGUCACCGGCGUGUACAUGGUCUUCACCGAGGUGCUGCUGUGGGCCAAGGGCAAGAUGAGAGCUGGUGAGAAGAAGACCGUUUAA
Molecule: messenger RNA, 1581 nt
Organism: Clonostachys rhizophaga
Lineage: Eukaryota; Fungi; Ascomycota; Sordariomycetes; Hypocreales; Bionectriaceae
Source: the annotation of a GenBank genome assembly